AUGGCAUUUUAUAUUGCUCAGGCAGCAAAGGAAGAGAUUGGUAAUCAACCCAAAAAGAAGGGAGGGCAAGCUAGGGAAGGAAUUGAAAGGUGCAUCUUUGAGGAUCGAAUUUUGACGAGGGACAUUGUCUUUUUGCGUGCAUGGACUCAAGUUGAAGUUCCUCAUUUCUAUAAUGCAUUAACUACUUCGUUGCAACCUCGUCAGAAGACCUGGCGAGGAAUGAAAACUGUCGCAGUAUUGAGGAGAGAACACAAUCUUUUUAUUCCUGUUAACAGGGAUUCCCUCUACAAGCCAAUUGAGAGAAAGCCAAGGAAAUCCAAUCCCCCUGUGAUCCCUAAGGCGUUACAAGCAGAUCUCCCGUUUGAAUCGAAGCCCAAGAAUAUACCACACCAGAAACGGCGACUUCUUGAAGAUAGAAGAGCUGUUAUCAUGGAGCCUCAUGAACGGAAAGUUCAUGCUUUUGUUCAACACCUUCAGUUGAUUAGAAAUGACAAGAUGAAGAAGCGGAAGCUCAAGGAGGAGGAAAAACGGAAAGAAGUAGAGGCACAGAGAGCAAAGGAUGAACAGGUGUUAAGAAAGCGUCGGAGAGAAGAAAGGCAAGAGAGAUACCGAGAGCAAGACAAACUAAAGAAAAAGAUUCGUAGACAUGUGGAAGCCUGAUGGUAAUUAUGCACGUGUACAUGCAUGUAAUUUACAGUUAUAAGUGAUAAAUUUUUGUAAGUUAUGUAAAUAUGCACCCCAAAUUUUGUUCUAAAAUUCCAAUAGUGAAUUGUCUUAGCUGUUUCCAAUUUACACUUGUAAUUUCUUAUUGACUAAUUAACAUUUCAAAGCUGCUCGGGAGUGGAGUCUGA
Gossypium arboreum is the source of this 851-nucleotide messenger RNA. RefSeq lists its product as uncharacterized. Gene Ontology annotation, cellular component: 90S preribosome. Lineage: Eukaryota; Viridiplantae; Streptophyta; Magnoliopsida; Malvales; Malvaceae. Bases 1 to 660 code for a protein of 219 amino acids. Gene Ontology annotation, molecular function: GTP binding; GTPase activity; U3 snoRNA binding. The transcript has 3 exons. The record is from RefSeq and is a predicted model, not a curated record. Gene Ontology annotation, biological process: endonucleolytic cleavage of tricistronic rRNA transcript (SSU-rRNA, 5.8S rRNA, LSU-rRNA); maturation of SSU-rRNA from tricistronic rRNA transcript (SSU-rRNA, 5.8S rRNA, LSU-rRNA); ribosome biogenesis.